UCGGCGGCGCCGGAAGUUGCGACUCGCAGGCGCUGGGACUCGGCUAACGGCCGUUUCUUCUGCGCUGAGGUGCCGGGGCCACCAUGGUGUCGGAUGAAGAUGAACUGAAUCUACUGGUAAUCAUAGUGGAUACCAACCCGAUAUGGUGGGGAAAGCAGGCGCUGAAGGAGUCUCAGUUUACUCUAUCCAAAUGUAUCGAUGCCGUGAUGGUGCUGGGGAACUCCCACUUGUUCAUGAAUCGCUCCAACAAACUAGCCGUGAUCGCCAGUCACAUCCAAGAGAGCCGAUUCUUAUACCCUGGGAAGAAUGGCAGAGUUGGAGACUUCUUUGGGGACCCUGGCAACCCAUCUUCUGAAUUUAACCCCUCUGGAAGUAAAGACGGAAAAUAUGAACUGUUAACAGCAGCAAAUGAAGUGAUUGUGGAAGAGAUUAAAGACCUCAUGACAAAAAGUGACAUAAAGGGUCAGCAUACAGAAACUCUGCUGGCAGGAUCCCUGGCCAAAGCCCUUUGCUAUAUUCAUAGAAUGAACAAGGAGGUGAAAGAUAAUCAGGAGAUGAAAUCGAGAAUAUUGGUGAUUAAGGCCGCGGAAGACAGCGCGCUGCAGUAUAUGAACUUCAUGAAUGUCAUCUUCGCAGCACAGAAGCAGAAUAUUUUGAUUGAUGCCUGCGUUUUAGACACCGAUUCAGGACUCCUCCAACAGGCUUGUGACAUCACUGGGGGGCUGUACCUGAAGGUGCCUCAGAUGCCGUCCCUCCUGCAGUACCUGCUGUGGGUUUUUCUUCCCGAUCAAGAUCAGAGAUCGCAGUUAAUCCUGCCACCCCCAGUUCACGUGGACUACAGGGCUGCUUGCUUCUGUCAUCGAAACCUCAUUGAAAUCGGCUACGUCUGUUCUGUGUGUCUGUCGAUAUUCUGCAGCUUCAGCCCCAUCUGCACCACGUGCGAGACAGCCUUUAAGAUCUCUCUGCCUCCCAUGCUGAAGGCCAAGAAAAAGAAACUGAAGGUGUCUGCAUGACAACGUUCUCCCUUCUCAGUAGAGACCGUGUGGCAGAGCCUUUGUUGGGGAGACUCCAAUAAAAACACAGCCGGGGUCAUCCUUAACGUCGGAGUUUCUUACAGGAAGGGUUUGCACGGCGUCCCUCGCAGCCUGUGCUUCCGGGGUACUCGUUUGCUGGAGGGGAUUACUCUGACUCUGCUCACAGGUGGAGGAAAGCUCAGCUGGUGACAUGUUUUAAUGGCUGCUCAUUGUGAAAGCCCAUUCCGACGGGGGCUUCAGGACCCACGGCCCACACGGAGGGCCUUCCUGGGACAUGGACAGUGGGCGAAGUCUGAACACAGCUUUGGGACAAGGGCCAUUGCUAGAGUGACUGCAUCCAUCAGGAUAGGACGUCUCUCUCUGGAGACAGCAGUUAGCUUCCGCAGGUGUCCUGGCUGAGGUUCAGCGUAGAUCCAGCAGACGUUUAUCCGGAGUCUGGUGUCCGUGGUCCAAGCAGGCCCACAGCCCAUCACGGAAUAAGCAGAAACUCUGAUUUUGGGUGGCAAAGGGGAACAGGUGUGGAGGCCUGGUAGCAAAUUUUCCUUCAAAAACAGUUGUGUGCAGAGUUUGUUCAUAAAAGCUGACCCGUGGGUUCUGAGGGAGUUUGUUGGGAAAAAUAGAUUCUGUUAAGUGUGUCCCCAGGUGGAAUUCUGUCCUUUUGUAGUGGAGAAACCACACAUUCCUGGUGGAAAACUGUUCUUUAGAAGCCUUGAACUGAAUACUGAAAACUUUCAUAAGUUUAAAAGUUCCUUGUAAUUUCAACAAUAAAAAUUUAUUUUACUACUUAAUAA
This is a messenger RNA of Lepus europaeus (European hare), 1825 nucleotides long. RefSeq names its product general transcription factor IIH subunit 3 (gene GTF2H3). NCBI's taxonomy places the organism in Eukaryota, Metazoa, Chordata, Mammalia, Lagomorpha, Leporidae. The transcript is spliced from 13 exons. Gene Ontology annotation, biological process: nucleotide-excision repair; regulation of DNA-templated transcription. The record is from RefSeq and is a predicted model, not a curated record. Bases 84 to 1013 code for a protein of 309 amino acids. Gene Ontology annotation, cellular component: transcription factor TFIIH holo complex; transcription factor TFIIH core complex.